Schistosoma spindalis is the source of this 3017-nucleotide messenger RNA. Lineage: Eukaryota; Metazoa; Platyhelminthes; Trematoda; Strigeidida; Schistosomatidae. The record is from the annotation of a GenBank genome assembly.
GAAUAAAGCGCGCAAAGCGAACACACAACCUUCUCAAUGAUUUUCCGUGGUUUUAGAUUGACGUACUUCUAUGGUAAAAACUGUGAAAACAUUGCGUCAUGGAUAAAGGAAAAAAGUGCCGUAAAUUUAUGUAGAACUACGAGAAGUUUACACAUUUUGAAUGCUGCGGCUUCAAAAUAUAAAAACAUUGAGUGUGGAACGACGGGAAAAAAUAAAAUACAAAAUUGUUAUCAAAAAGGCGUUUAUGAUUAUGUAUUCGAUUUAGUUAAAAAGGAUGAAAGUGACAUAAUUGAUAUUUAUGAUUUAAUUGAAUUAAUGAAUAAAGCUGGUAUAUCAUUGAAUGAUCCAAGAUUAGCAAAAUUUACAAAAGCAUUAAAUGAAUUACAAGGUAAUAAAAUCAAUCGAAAUGUUCUACAAAGUAAAUCAUUAACGUUGGAUAGAGAAACAUUUCGAAUUGUAGCAAAAGAAAAUCUUCAUAUGUUAUUACGCAUUAUGACAAAUGAUUUUUGUAUACCAGAUUUUGAAUCAUUUGCAAGUGAAAUUCAAACAGUUUUUAAUUUAUGCAAAGAAAAUACAAGUGGUCAAGUAGCCAGUUAUAUACCAGAAUUAAAAGAAAUGAAUCCGAACUAUUGGGGUUUAUCAUUAUGCACUGUAGAUGGACAACGCUUGUCCAUGGGUGAUAGCACUGUCCCAUUUACAAUACAAUCUAGUAGUAAACCAAUUACAUAUGCAUUAGCUUUGACCGAUUUAGGUCCACAACAUGUUCAUCAAUAUGUUGGCUAUGAACCAUCAGGAUUACCAUUCAAUCAAAUUUCUUUAAAUCAUAAAAAUAAACCACAUAAUCCCUUAAUAAAUUCUGGAGCAUUAGCUAUUUGUAGUAUACUACAACCAAAUUUAAAUCCUUCAGAACGUUUUAAAUAUGUUGAAAAUAAAUUUAGUCAAAUGGCUGGUGGAUUACCAAUGGGAUUUAAUAAUGCUGUAUUUUUAUCAGAACGUGAAACAGCUGAUCGUAAUUUUGCUAUUGCAUAUUAUAUGCGUGAGAAUAAAUGUUUUCCGCCAACUUUUGAAUUACGUGAAUUAAUGGAUUUUUAUUUUCAAAUAUGUUCAAUUGAAGUAACUUGUGAAUCAGCUGGUAUUAUGGCUGGAACAUUAGCCAAUGGUGGUAUUAAUCCAUUAACAAAUGAAACUGUAGUAAGUGCAGCUGCAGCACGAGAUACUCUAUCUGUUAUGCAUUCAUGUGGAAUGUAUGAUUAUUCAGGACAAUUUGCAUUUAAGGUUGGUUUGCCAUGUAAAUCUGGUGUAUCCGGUAUAAUCAUGGUAGUAGUGCCUAAUUUACUUGGUUUAGCUGUCUGGUCACCGCCAAUUGAUAAACAUGGGAAUUCGGCUAGAGGUAUACAAUUCUGUCAAGAACUUGUUCAUAGAUUUAUUCUACAUCAUUAUGAAAGUCAUUUACAUUAUGAUAAAAAAAUUGAUCCACGGAAACCACGUGAUUCUUAUCGAACAGAUGCAGUUACUACAUUAUUAUUUGCUGCUAGUAAUAAUGAUUUAUCAACUUUAAGAAGAAGUUUUAUUCAUGGAGUAGAUUUUAAUUCAGUUGAUUAUGAUGGACGUACUGGUUUACAUGUAGCUGCUAGUUGUGGUUCAUUAGAUGCUGUAAAAUUUUUUAUUGAAGUUAGUGGUGUUAAACUUAAUCCAAUUGAUCGUUGGGGACAUACACCAUUAACAGAUGCUAAACAAUUUGGUCAUGAACAAAUUGUUGAAUAUUUAGAAAAUAAAUAUUCAAUUUAUUUAGAUAAAGAAGAUAUUCUAGAAUAUGAACGUGAUAUUGCGUAACCAUGGUAACAGUAACAGGAAAAAAAAAGAAAAUUUGGAACUUUGAAUGUUGUAAAAGUUCAGUAAGAUUAAAACAAAUCAAUAAUUCCAGAAUAGUCUCUACAUGGAUACCAAAUGUGUAACACAAGAAAUAUCAUUAUUGAAUUAGAUCAUUUCUAUUUGGUUUGUUUAUUUAUUUUUUAUUUUUAAAUUUAUUUAUCAAAAUAAUAAAAAGAAAAAGAAAAUUAAUAAAACAUUAUUUUUUUCCUUAAAAUCAGUUUUUAUUUGUUAAUUUCUGUUUGUUAUAUACUACUAUUAUUACUACUACUAAUGCUACUACUACUACUACUACUAUUGCUAAUACUAUUACUACUACCAUUACUAUUACUACUACUGUAACGAACAGAACACGAAUGGGGGACAAUAGAAUGUAUUUGACACGAAAAUACAUGACUUCCUAAUCAAAUCUAACAAUCAUAUAGUAAAUACUUAAUUUGCAAAAUGUACAUCAGUUGUCUGAAAAUGACUCAGAUUUCAUUGUUCUUGCAUUUUCAUACAAAUUGCAUUCUAUUUUCAUUCUUUACUGUUCGAUUCUCUUGUCUCUCUUCUGUCAGACAUUCUGUUCACGACUAACAUCAUAUACUACUUAUGUCAAUAUAAGUAGCACACACCACACUACCAUUACUACUACUGUUACUAUUACUACUAUCACUUACUACCGCUAUUAUUACUAUUGUUGGUAUUGUUAUUAUUAUUAUUACUACUACUAAUGCUAGUACUAUUAUUAUUAUUAUUACUACCAUUACUAAUCAUUGUAGCAAUAUCAUGAUUAUAUUUCUUCUUAUCUGAUAUUAGUAUUUAAUUCAAGUGACUAAAAGAUCAAUUCUAUAAUAGAAUUUUACAGUAUUGUAUAUUUAACUUUUGAAAAUAAUUUAAAUGUGUAUUUAUUCUAUUUCUAAUAAGAUUUUAUGCAUUUAUAUAUCAUAAAUUAGAUUUUCCCUACUUACUUACUUACGCCUGUUACCUUCAGUGGAGCAUUUUGUCUGCCAACCAGCAUUCUUCAACCUAGUCUAUUCUGAGUUUUCCUUCUUUCUAGUUCUAUUCAAUUAUUAUCUAUUCUUUCUUAUGUCUAUUUUAUUCUUCUAAAAAUAAUUAAAUGAGAUAAUAAAGAAUGAAUUGAGUUAUAUAUAUAUAUAUAUAUAUAU